UCUAAGAGGCGGUGCAAGAGAUCUCGGUCAUUCGACGCAGGAACCUCCACCCUGUGAGACUCCGACGCCGAUUCUCCUCUCUCCUGCUCAGGCAUCUCCAUCCGUCCAAAAUGCGCGAGAUUGUGCAUUUGCAAGCCGGUCAGUGCGGAAACCAAAUCGGAGCCAAGGUACACAGUCUCUUAUUUGAUAGUCUAGCACGGUUUUGGUUCAUGCAGGGGCGCUUCAGUGCCGCUGAGAGGAGCCGUCUAAUCCAUCUUCCGAGAAUUCUCUAGAAUAAACCCACCCGGUGCGAUGACCUGCUUUGACUGAAGAGUGGUCGUGAAAUGAAUGAAAAUUAUUUAUUCAUGCACAGAAGCUUCUCUCAUUGAUUCUUCCAUAAGGACACCUGAUUUUCUGCAGCUAUAAAUCAGUGCGAUGAUGCAAAAAAAACUUAAUACGCUUAAGAGUUUGAUCAGCUUUUUGUUUCUCUGAAAUUUGUUAGAAUUCUGCAAGCCGUGAUAUAGGAGAUUAUUGGUAGAAAUAAUGUAACCAUUGUGCAUUGUAGAUCAGCUCCCCCUCCCCCUUCACAUUUAUGACCUAUUUAUACCUAUGAUUCUUUACAACCCAGUUGUUUACGAGAAAUGAUAACUUAUCCAUUCAUUUCAGUGUCAGUAAAACCAAUUCUAUGGCGUUUUGGUCUUCUUUGAGCUCCCAUAUGUUCUUGUCACAUCAAAGUUAAUGUUACUUAUCAGAUUACUGCAAUCAGCUUGAUUCCUCUUGAGACUGUCUGCAUUUCAGACUAAUAGAUUGCACUAUUAACCUGCAUUAGAGACUUAAAUACUCUUGCAGCCUCUCUCCAAUAAUCGGCCUACUUUAAGAGAGCGUAAUUUUAUUGGGGCGAUUGGAAGUUUGGUAGCAAAUUUUGCCAUAAUUUACAUUUUACCUUCCAGGCAAAAUAACAUCUGCUUCCCCCUCCUCACGGCCCACACCCAUUUUUUUCCUCAGUUCUGGGAGGUGAUCAGCGACGAACACGGCAUUGAUCCCACUGGCACCUACCAUGGAGACAGCGAUCUGCAGCUAGACAGGAUCAGCGUCUACUACAAUGAGGCCACAGGUGAGUCCUCCUUCUGAAUGUAUUGCAUGUGUGUACAGCAAAAAUUUCCAAUAUUGUGUUCUCUUUUGCUUGCUCCUAGGUGGAAAGUACGUGCCCCGUGCCAUUCUGGUGGAUCUGGAGCCAGGGACGAUGGACUCAGUCAGAUCUGGUCCUUUUGGGCAGAUUUUCAGACCUGACAACUUUGUCUUUGGUAAGCCGCGUUCAUUCAGUGAAGAUGUGCUUUCUUCUCUUGACAUCAGAUCUGAUUUCCUAUAUCAGUGAGCUCUGAUAAUCUUGAUUUUAGGUCAGAGUGGAGCUGGAAACAACUGGGCCAAGGGACACUACACCGAGGGAGCAGAGCUUGUGGAUUCAGUCCUAGAUGUGGUGAGGAAAGAGGCUGAGAGCUGUGAUUGCCUCCAGGGUUUCCAGCUUACCCACUCCCUGGGUGGUGGCACUGGCUCUGGCAUGGGCACCCUGCUCAUCAGCAAGAUCCGUGAGGAGUACCCCGACCGCAUCAUGAACACCUUCAGCGUGGUGCCUUCUCCUAAGGUGUCUGACACUGUGGUCGAGCCCUACAAUGCCACUCUCUCCGUCCACCAGCUUGUAGAGAAUACAGAUGAGACCUACUGCAUUGACAAUGAAGCUCUCUAUGAUAUCUGCUUCCGCACGCUCAAACUCACCACCCCCACUUACGGAGAUCUCAACCACUUGGUGUCUGCCACAAUGAGCGGGGUGACCACCUGCCUGCGUUUCCCUGGACAGCUCAACGCUGACCUCCGUAAACUAGCUGUCAACAUGGUGCCAUUCCCACGUCUGCACUUCUUCAUGCCUGGCUUCGCCCCCCUCACCAGCAGGGGCAGCCAGCAGUAUCGCGCCCUCUCUGUGCCUGAGCUCACCCAGCAGAUGUUUGACGCCAAGAACAUGAUGGCCGCGUGCGAUCCACGUCACGGCCGCUACCUCACCGUGGCCGCAGUGUUCCGGGGCCGCAUGUCCAUGAAGGAGGUGGAUGAGCAGAUGCUGAAUGUGCAGAACAAGAACAGCAGCUACUUCGUCGAGUGGAUCCCCAACAAUGUGAAGACCGCCGUCUGUGACAUCCCACCCCGUGGCCUCAAAAUGGCUGCCACUUUUAUCGGCAACAGCACAGCCAUCCAGGAGCUCUUCAAGCGCAUCUCCGAGCAGUUCACUGCCAUGUUCCGCCGUAAGGCCUUCCUCCACUGGUACACCGGUGAGGGCAUGGAUGAGAUGGAGUUCACUGAGGCCGAGAGCAACAUGAACGACCUGGUGUCCGAGUACCAGCAGUACCAGGAUGCUACCGCCGAGGAGGGCGAGUUUGAGGAGGAGGGAGAGGAAGAGGUCGCCUAAAACCUCGGUCAACCCGGUUUCAAAACCACAUUUCAUAUCAUCCAUCCCACGAGUUUAUCCAUUUCAUCCCUCUUCCUCAUAAAUCGAAAGGUCCGCCACGCUCUGGAAAACUGUUACCAUCUUGAUUGCUGUUGCUCUAGUGUUAGACUUUGAUGUUAACUGAUACUAGUGAAGUUUGGUUUGAUUAUUUUUAAUGUUUUGUGAAUGCACUGAACUCUUUCACCCUUUUUCAUCUGUCCUGUGAUUGCAAAUCCCAAGAAGCAAGUGAUUUAACUGUGAAGCUCUGAAAUUGGAGGAUUAUUAAAAUCUGAUAAGAAAAGACCUUU
Molecule: messenger RNA, 2760 nt
Organism: Xyrichtys novacula (pearly razorfish)
Lineage: Eukaryota; Metazoa; Chordata; Actinopteri; Labriformes; Labridae
Source: the annotation of a GenBank genome assembly